Penicillium coprophilum is the source of this 1104-nucleotide messenger RNA. RefSeq names its product alkene reductase. The transcript has a single exon. The record is from RefSeq and is a predicted model, not a curated record. Gene Ontology annotation, molecular function: NADPH dehydrogenase activity; FMN binding. The coding region runs from base 1 to 1104 and encodes 367 amino acids. NCBI's taxonomy places the organism in Eukaryota, Fungi, Ascomycota, Eurotiomycetes, Eurotiales, Aspergillaceae.
AUGCCCCAAUCACGCCUCUUCGAGCCCCUCAAGAUAGGUGGCAUGGAAGUAAAAAAUCGAAUCGGAAUGGCACCACUCACUCGCUUCCGAGCAACCGAAGACCGAGUGCCAACACUCCUCAUGAAGGAAUACUACGGCCAACGCGCCGCAGUGCCCGGUACCUUGAUCAUCUCCGAGGGAACCUUCAUAUCAGCAACCUGUGGCGGAUUUUCACACGCACCAGGGCUUUGGCGCGAGGACCAAGUCGCUGCCUGGAAGAUCAUUACCGACGAAGUUCACCGCAAGGGAUGUUUCAUAUUCUGUCAAAUAUUUGCCAUGGGACGUGCCGCGGAUGUCGAUGUAGCCAGGAAAGAAGGCAACGAGAUCGUAGCUCCUAGUGCUAUCCCCAUGGAAGAAGGAGCUGUGAUUCCCAGGGCCAUGACAACCGAUGAGGUCAAGCAGACAAUCCAGGAACAUGUCGAUGCUUCAAAGAACGCUAUCCGGGCCGGGUUUGAUGGAGUUGAGAUCCAUGGUGCGAAUGGAUACUUGCUCGACCAAUUUAUCCAAGACGUCAGCAACAAUCGGGACGAUGAGUACGGCGGGAAUGUGGAGAAUAGGUCUCGACUUCUUGACGAGAUUCUCAAAGCUGUUGCUCAUGCCAUCGGUCCUGAACGUAUCGGACUUCGACUGAGCCCCUGGAGUACGUUUCAGGGCAUGAGAAUGCAAGAUCCAAUCCCGCAGUUUACAGAUGUGAUCGCCAAAGCCAGACAGGCGGAUAUUGCAUAUCUUCAUCUCGUUGAAUCGCGAACGUCUGGUUCCCAGGAUUGCAGUGGUAGUGACACACUGGAUUUUGCAUACGAUUUAUGGGACAGACCAUUUCUUGUUGCUGGUGGUUAUGAAUCUAAUGAGGCCCGUCAAUUGGUGGACGAGAAGCAUCCAGACAAGGAUAUCGUCGUUGUAUUUGGUCGGCACUUUAUCUCCAAUCCGGAUCUGAUAUUCAGGAUUCAAAAGGGUCUGGCGCUCAAUGCGUACGACAGAGGCACUUUUUAUGUCUUUGAGUCACCCGUGGGUUAUUCGGAUUACCCAUUCAGCAAAGAGUACCUGGUGAGCGAGACAUGCUCCUAG